Rhododendron vialii is the source of this 1632-nucleotide messenger RNA. RefSeq lists its product as uncharacterized. Bases 174 to 1247 code for a protein of 357 amino acids. The record is from RefSeq and is a predicted model, not a curated record. The transcript has 9 exons. Lineage: Eukaryota; Viridiplantae; Streptophyta; Magnoliopsida; Ericales; Ericaceae.
ACUACCUAAUACUACUAUAACAAACACCGUUCAAGAUUAACACACGCUUGCGACACCACCGUCCAGGUCUCUCGCCGUCCCGCCAGUGUGACUGUCAGUCGUUCCCCUCGAUCCAAGCAAGACCCCAAUUCUCGCCGUAUACUCAUUCUCCGCCAGCCGCAUACCCGACGGCCAUGGACGCCCUCUCUGUAACUCCGCCGGAAUCCGCCUCUCCCGCUUCGGCGGAGCACCUUGUGAUCAGCAUCCACGGCCCUCCCUCUCCUCUAGUGCCCGGAGACACUGGCACCGACAUUAGGAGCAUUAAUUCUUCUGCUGAGAAUGAAGACAGAGGCGGCAGCGCGGCGGCGGCGGAGGAUGCCGGAGAUCGGUGGAAGGUGCUGCCGGAGGAGCUUUGCCUGAACGUGGUGAAGCUUUUGUGCAAGUCGACCGCGGAUGGGGGAAUUUGCGAGGUUUAUGUGAUUGGAACUGCUCAUGUUUCUAAGGAAUCAUGCCAAGAAGUUAAAGCUGUAAUCGGAUUUAUAAAACCACAGGUUGUUUUCUUGGAACUAUGCCCCAGUCGUAAGGCUGUACUUUUUCCUCAGAAUUUAAAGGUACCAACCAUGAGAGAUAUGGUGGAGAUGUGGAAGACACAGCGCGAUAUAUUUGGAAUCCUGUACAGCUGGUUUCUGGCCAAGGUUGCCAGCAAGCUUGAGGUUUGCCCUGGUUCUGAGUUUCGGGUGGCAUGUGAAGAAGCGCUCAAGUAUGAUGACAACGUGCAAGUUAAACUUGGUGAUCGCCCGGUACAAAUUACUUUGCAAAGGACAUGGGCAAAGAUGCCACUUUGGCAUAAGAUAAAAUUACUUUAUUCCGUGGUUUUCCAAGCAUUCUUUUUACCAAGCUCUGAAGAUCUCAAUAAAAUGCUGAAGGAAAUGGAUGAUGCUGAUAUGUUGACUCGUGUGAUUCAAGAUAUGAGCAAGCAAUUCCCCACUCUCAUGGAAACCCUUGUACAUGAGCGAGAUCAGUACAUGUCAGCAACUUUAUUAGAAGUUGCUGGUACGCACAGUUCAAUUGUUGCAGUUGUCGGAAAGGGGCACCUGGAGGGAAUAAAGAAGUACUGGAAUCCAUCUGUUGAGCUGGAGCACCUUCAGCAUGCAGAUAUGCCUUCACGGAGGCUGGCUAUUUCAGCAGUGAAGCUCCUCACAACUGUAGGGGUGGCAGCUGCUGGUGUGGCCAUGAUUUCUGGCCUUUGCGUAGGCUGGCUAUUUUAGCAGCGAAGCUCCUCACUCUGUACUCCUUACUCAUGAUAUAUCCGCAGUAUGGAAGUAACAUGAAUAGCUCACCACAUAAAAUGAAAGUGUAUAUAUGUACAUGCAGAUUGCACAAGGUUAUAGCUCCCGACAGGUCUAGCUACCUGGACUUCUGGCUCGAUGCUCAAAGUUAAGGGGAGGGAAAUACAAAACUACCGGGUGUUGGUUUCAAUAGUUAGAUACUUGAUUUUCUCGCUUAAUAUCUGGGUUCAAGGUUCCAUAGCUUGUUGGUGGGACUAAACUUACUCUUUAGCUCUCAGAAAAUGAGGAGGGCCCUAUGUUUCAACGUCUUUGAUAAGUGUAGUCACCCCUGUAGAUGAGUGUGUGGUGCUGAUGUAAUAUCCAU